Globicephala melas (long-finned pilot whale) is the source of this 4303-nucleotide messenger RNA. It is a transcript of the gene CPSF4, whose product is annotated as cleavage and polyadenylation specific factor 4. Gene Ontology annotation, molecular function: RNA binding; zinc ion binding. NCBI's taxonomy places the organism in Eukaryota, Metazoa, Chordata, Mammalia, Artiodactyla, Delphinidae. Gene Ontology annotation, cellular component: mRNA cleavage and polyadenylation specificity factor complex. The record is from RefSeq and is a predicted model, not a curated record.
GCGGCAGUGGCGGCGGCGGCUGCGAGGCGGGGCGGUGGAGGACCUUGUGCUGCGGGGCCGACAGCGGUUAGAGGUGUGAGGGCGGCAGGGGAUCUGAUCGGGAGCCGGGCCGGUGUGGCCGCCGCCGCCACCGCCACCAUGCAGGAAAUCAUCGCCAGCGUGGACCACAUCAAGUUCGACUUGGAGAUCGCGGUGGAGCAGCAGCUUGGGGCGCAGCCGCUGCCCUUCCCCGGCAUGGACAAGUCGGGGGCUGCUGUCUGCGAAUUCUUUUUGAAAGCUGCCUGUGGCAAAGGGGGCAUGUGCCCGUUCCGCCACAUCAGCGGCGAGAAGACGGUUGUGUGCAAACACUGGCUGCGGGGGCUGUGCAAGAAGGGGGACCAGUGCGAGUUCCUGCACGAGUACGACAUGACCAAGAUGCCCGAGUGCUACUUCUACUCGAAGUUCGGGGAGUGCAGCAACAAGGAGUGCCCCUUCCUGCACAUCGACCCCGAGUCCAAGAUCAAGGACUGUCCUUGGUACGACCGUGGCUUCUGCAAGCAUGCCCUAGAUUUGAACUGCCGAUGGGAACCACCGAGCAGCCCCCACUGCCGCAGCAGACGCAGCCUCCCGCAAAGCAGAGAGCCCCGCAGGUCAUCGGGGUCAUGCAGAGUCAAAACAGCAGCGCAGGCAACCGGGGACCCCGGCCGCUGGAGCAGGUCACCUGUUACAAGUGUGGUGAAAAAGGACACUACGCCAACAGAUGCACCAAAGGGCACUUGGCCUUUCUCAGUGGACAGUGACAGCAGCUGGAGCCAGCUCAGAGCAGCCCGAGGGGCCCCGUUAUUGGGGACCACUCUGGGCCAUCUUUGGGAGUGUGCAUUCAACUGUUUGAUGCUGGUACAACUCUGGCUGGAGCUGGCAGGCAGGCAUACUGGGUUUUAUUCUGAGGGGCUACAUCUGUCAGUUUCCCUAUCAUUUUGCUGUAAUCUUUUUUUUUUAAGGGGGACAUGUGCUCCAGUUCGGUCCCUCAAGUUGGGAUCAUGUUUGUCUAGGCAUCAAGGCCUCCCAUCUGGGACUCUGCACACCACCCUCUGGGGAGGGAGGACGUUGUGGGGAAGGGCUUGUGCGCAGCAGUUCUGUGAGGAAGGUGGCCCUUCCCCUCAGGGCCUCCUUAAACACCAGGGGCUGCUGGAUCAUUUAAAGCUGUGGCCAAGUCACACCUGCUUCCGCCCUGUCCUGCUGAUCAGAGGCCGUGCCUAUCCAUGUGAUUUGAACGAGACAGCCCUUCAGAGCAAGCAAGUGUGGAGUUGCCUCUGCCGGUCCCGCUCCAGGGUGGCAGCAGUUGAGAGGACCAUGUAGGGCUCUUGAGUGUGAUGGCUUUUUUCCUCUGGGUUUAUUUUCUCGGGGCACUUGCUCAACAGUGUUUAAGGUAUACCUUAAGCUGGGGCUGCAGACACCCUUGAAAUAGACGAUGCAGUCCAUCUGUGCACCUACCUCCUGCCCCAUCAAGCAUCUGCACCAUCAGACACCUUUGGCCUAGAGGAGAGGACCCUGCCUCUGAGCCUGGAAAUAUGAAACUGGCACCUGCAACCUGCUGGACAAGUGGGUCUAUUCAAGUUCAAUUACAAGAACAAUUUUUAUGAAGUUGAUUAAAGCGUGUUUUUUAAGCUCUGUCUCAUUACUUCGGGGACUCCAUGCCGAGAGGAUUCUUGCUACUGGCUGCAUUAGCUGCCUGGCACGAAGCUUUGACAUUGGUGCUCGCUUUUCUGCUUUUGGUGAAUGUGUCUCAUGACCGGAAGUGAUGCUGUCAGAGGAAGAAAAGGCCUUUGUACUGGCAGCCUGUACAGUCUGGAAGCCUGGCCUUUGGGCCAGCCACCUGGCAGAUGUCCUUUAUUUCUGAUGUUGAAUACUUGUUCCUUCAAAUUCACAUCUUGCAGGAGAUAAUUAGCCACAGCAUCUCACCCUAUACUCCAUGAAGUAUAUAUGCUUAUCGCACACCCCCUAAUAAGAAACUGAUUCUGACCUUAAUUAUCACAUUACUGAAGGCCUUCGUGAAGGAUAAAGAGGGUGCUGGAUACAGCAGUUGAGAGCUCCUAUCAGGGCCUGUGCUUUCCCUUCCCGCCUCCAACAUCCCAUUGAGCUUCCUGCAAGUGAAGCUUACUUACCAGGACCAGGGGGUCCCACACAUCCCAAUUCCCUGAUACCCCAAUACCCCAGGAUGGUGCAGAAAGAUGGGGAAGGGGAGGGCAUUUUUAGAAACGAGGGUUUCUGCUUUAUAUUGUGAAAGUGUCAGCUGACAAAAGGCCAAAAAUGAGGCACAGAGCAGGAAAACACCUCGGCACUGUUGGCGGAGGCUCUAGGUGACCCCCCAGCACACUGGGACGAGAUCUUGAAGCUCCACGGUUCAAAGCCCUGGGCUGUCUAGGAGCUGCAGAAUGACCCCACCCCACCUUGUGCAACAGGAGCUCCUAUAGGGCAGGGAAAUGGCUGAACCAGUGAGGCAGUCCGCGUACCAGUCAUCUUUUAUUGGGUGUUAAUUCUCCACUAGGAUAUAAAAGGAUUCAGGGGUGCCAGGCAAAGGUCAUGGUCAGGAAUGCAGAGUGCGCCCUCUUCAGUGGUACUUGCGUAGCCGCUCGUGUUCUGAAGUUAGAAAGGCAAAAUGGUAAGUUUCUUCACAGGUGGGGGUGAAGCCAUCCUGAGAAUUCCUUUCAGGAGAUGACCCAGAACCUACUUGUGGAAUUUACAGCUAAUCUGCCACCUGGCCAGCCUCUUCCUUCCCUGAGGGAACACCCACUCAGAAAAACAGCACCCAAGCGCCUACCCUUCAGGGCCAGCACUGCUCUGGAUGCCACAGAGUGGCAGGUGGCUCGACACUGGCAGAAACAGCCCAUGAAGCCCACUCAGCGGCCACCAGACCAACUCCUCUCAUGUCUCAGCACCAGGAACAGCCACGCUUUUCCAGAGCACCACACAGACACUGGACUGUAGCACUCAACCUAUUUCCCUCUUCACACUGGCUGCUAGGAAGAUAAAGCCAAGUUUUCCACCAACCUUUGGCAGAGCCUGCAGUGGCUGAUAGAAUGCUGCCUAAGUAUUACCUUUACCCCAGCUUCAUCUUAUUUUUCCUGUCUUUCUCUUUGCCACAAUUUUUGCAUUUAAAAUAUGCUAUAUUCUGAAAAGUCCCUCCAAGUCAUCAGCUUGUCUGCAGGGUGAUGGACUUAAUAAGGUUGAAAGUGAACCAAUACCACCCUGUCAUGGGAAACCCCACUGAAGGCAAACCAACCCAGAAGAGACUCACUGAGUUCCUUGUAAGAACGGCAGUAGUUGAAAAGCACGUAAGCUGCAAGCACCAUAGAAAGCCCAGCGAUGCUCCCUUUCUUCACGUUGAUGUACUUGUUGUAAUACCGGUAGUAACCUGCAAAGCGGAGAGGAGGCCACUCCUCUGAGGGCACAUUCUACACGUUCUAAUAGGAGAGGGCAAAGCUGAGGAAAGGCCUGGGGGCAGGAAGAAACAGUACACAAAAAGACAGCCACAGGGUAGCCAGAAUUAUAUAGAGAAAAACAUCAAGACGGGGGCCCCUGAGGAGGCUGGCAACCACACAGGCUCCCAAAGGAUGAUGACAUGAUGACACAGGACUGCUCUGCACUUUAAAAUGCACAGACCUGAAGGAUAGACCAUUUCAAAUACUCAUCUUGAAAGUUCUGCCUGGCAGGGAGAUGAGCAUUAUAGACUCAUGUCCCCUGUGCUUCCAACUCAUUUUCCUCUUAAGUCUUAUGACAUUUCUUUAAGACAGAGGUGCUGGUACCGAUUCCAAGCAAUAGAAAACAUUUCCUUGUCUGAAAUAUCUCAGAGCCAGCCUUUGAUAGGACCGAUCAAACAUGGAAAUUCGAGGGCUAACAAUCUCGCUCUGUCCUUCUCUACAUAACUUACUGGUCUGAGACAAGGCUUGUACUGGCCAAAGUAAUUCAGGGCAAAGAAAGACCUGUUUGCCCUGAAGACGCAGAGAUGUGCUUUUAUUUACACAUGCCCUUAAGGCUCUGACCUCUUUGAAACGCUCCAGCAAUGCCUUUAGGGGUGAAAUCCCGCAUCAGUAUCCAGCUUGGCAGCUCCCCUAGUUUGACUUCCAGGAGCUUCUUGUCCUUCAGUGGUACUGAAAAGGAAGUGCAAAAAAACACACACUGGAAGGUCUCCCAAUAACACAAACAGCAACCUUCUGUGUCACUUAUUUCAACCAUUCAAUAAAGGUGCAUUCAGUAACAUUACUAAAUAGAGGCUGCAUAUGAGCAAUAUUAUAAAUAAACAUGUCACACCAGAUAUACUAUU